AUGGAGUACGAUCCCAAAGUCCCAACCUACCAGACGUCCGACCCCACGUCCUUUGCUCACAAAUCUGCACGGGAGCGAUGGCCGGCCAUAGUCACAGGCGCCAUAGACGAUGUGCACCGGACCGUCUCUCAGCUGGCAGACUCGGAAAAAGAUGCCUUGGCCGAGGGUAAAUCCAUCAUCUCAACACUAGGGUCGUUGAAGUACGAGCUGCAACAUAAUCGGACUUUGUCACCAAUCCCCGACGACGGGUUCCCGGACGUUGAGGGAUACAACCAGGAGCUGGCGGCGCGGGGACCGCCGACGUGGCACAAUGUUGAGUGGCUGUUCUCGGAAUGCUACCUGUACCGGCGGAUGGCGACGCUGUUCUCGACGGCCAAGACCAAGUUCUGGCGGCACUACGACCCGUUCCAGCGGCAGAAGAUGGAGACGUUCAAAUCGUCGCGGCCGGCGGUGCUGGAGCUGGCGGCCGAGUACCGCGGGAUCAUGACGCAGAUCCGGUCGUCCAAGGCCCAGGCGCCCGUCGCCGAGGGGGUGACGGACCCCCAGCAGAUCGACGAGGCCGAGAAGCUGCUGUUCGUCGAGAUGGCCGAGAUCUGCCUGUGGGGGAACGCGACCGACCUGUCCCUGCUCACCAGCCUGACGUACGAGGACAUCCAGAAGCUGCAGGGCAGCAGCGCGCGCAAGGAGUCGGAGAAGAACAUCCUGGUCAACGACCUGGGCCGGGCGUUUCAGGUGCUCAACGCCGCCCACCGCGCCGGCAAGGCCCAGCGUCGCGUCGACAUCGUGCUGGACAACGCGGGCUUCGAGCUCUUCGUCGACCUCGUGCUGGCGGGGUACCUGCUGGCCACGGGCCUGGCGACCGAGGUCGUCCUGCACCCCAAGGACAUUCCGUGGUUCGUCAGCGACGUCGUGCCCAAGGACUUCCAAGCCCUGCUGCAAGCCAUGGCGGACCCGAAAGCGUUUUACGAGAAGAUCGACAACAACCACAACCACAGCCACGGUACCGGCGUAUCAUCGCCGGCGCCACUGUCCGACGAAGAGGCUGCCAACAUCAAAUUCCUCUUCGACGACUGGAGCGACCUGCACAGCGAGGGCAGAUUGAUCCUCCGGCCGAACCGGUUCUGGACCCACGCGGGCAGCUUCUGGCGCAUGCCGCACGUGGCGCCGAGUUUGGUCGAGGAUCUCAAGGAGAGCGAACUGGUGAUUUUCAAGGGAGAUUUGAAUUACAGAAAGUUGACUGGAGAUGCUGCCUGGCCCGCCACCACGCCCUUCACGGAAGCCAUCGGCCCACUCGGUCCGUCGUCGGGCCUCAGAGUGCUCGCGCUGCGGACAUGCAAGGCCGACGUCGUGGUCGGGUUGCCUGAAGGCAAGGACGAAGAGAUCCGCGCGACCGAGGGCGGCGGCGGCGAUUCCGGAGCGAGGAAGUGGGCGUGGAGUGGGAAGUGGGCCGUCGUGCAGUUCUCGGAUGGCAAGGCUUGA
Molecule: messenger RNA, 1479 nt
Organism: Fonsecaea nubica
Lineage: Eukaryota; Fungi; Ascomycota; Eurotiomycetes; Chaetothyriales; Herpotrichiellaceae
Exons: 2
Coding region: 1-1479 (492 amino acids)
Biological process (GO): DNA damage response
Cellular component (GO): nucleus; cytoplasm
Molecular function (GO): phosphatase activity
Source: RefSeq, a predicted model, not a curated record